Messenger RNA from Ipomoea nil (Japanese morning glory), 1456 nucleotides. RefSeq names its product pentatricopeptide repeat-containing protein At1g31790. The record is from RefSeq and is a predicted model, not a curated record. The coding region runs from base 163 to 1437 and encodes 424 amino acids. Gene Ontology annotation, cellular component: intracellular membrane-bounded organelle. Gene Ontology annotation, molecular function: protein binding; RNA binding. NCBI's taxonomy places the organism in Eukaryota, Viridiplantae, Streptophyta, Magnoliopsida, Solanales, Convolvulaceae. Gene Ontology annotation, biological process: RNA modification. The transcript has a single exon.
UUUUUUAAAGCAGCUUUGGAUAAAUUUAGGGACCGUUAUAUACCACCAUUUGGACUCCUAAGUCAUAAAAACCUUUAAUGCGUAAAUUUGUAUACGAAUUUAAGUUGCUAUAUGAAGUGUGAUUCUGUGAAGUUGAAAGUGGCGUAGAACCUGAAAUCUCCCAUGGAGAUCACAUCAGCUUUCCCGAAACCUCCAUUACAUGCAUAUAUCAACACCUUUGCUUCAAGAACAUGCAUCAGCUCCGUUAACUGCCUUCUUCAACAACAUACAUCAACUGGGCAAAACUCCGCUCGCCUCUCUAACCCGCCCAAUCGAAUUCAAUUGCCUCUGCAAAGACCCAAUCGGCGCCCACCCAAGAAAACUGAAAUCACAUCCCCUUCAAGCUCCGACAUUUUGCGCUUGAUGGAUAGCCUGGGCGUUCCCCUGACGGCGGACGUGUAUGUUUCUCUCAUCAAAGAAUGCACUGCCGCUCGUGAAGCUUCCGGAGCUGUCGAGCUCUACGGUCAUAUCGCCAGAACCGGGGCGAGCCUUAGUUUGGGCGUAGUUAACCGGGUGUUGCUGAUGUUCGUGUCGUGUGGAUGUUUGGACGAUGCGCGCCAGGUGUUCGAGAAAAUGCGAGUUAGGAAUUCUAAGUCUUGGGCUGUGAUGAUUGCGGGUUGUGUUGAGAGCGGCGAGUUUGAACAAGCGAUGGAUUUGUUUGUGGAAAUGAGGCGAGAAGACAGCAAUGGAGGUGAGUGGGAUGAUAUCGUGGCUAAUGGGAUAGUGAUUUGCGCUCUGAAGGCUUGUGUAGGAACGAUGAACUUGGAACUUGGGAAGCAGAUACACGGGUGGUCAUUGAAGUUAGGACAUGGUGAAAACGUGGCUUUGAAUAGUUUUCUGAUCAAGUUUUACGGGGAAUUUGGUUGUUUUGAUGAUGCUGAUAAUGUGUUCGAUCAAAUGCCAAACCGAAAUACAGUUGUUUGGACAGCGAAGAUUGUUAAUUCAUCUAACACGGGGAAGUAUGACGAGGCUAUAAAUUUGUUCAAGGAAAUGGGGAGAGUGGGAGUAAAGAAAAACAGCUUUACUUUUUCGAGUGUUCUUAAAGCUUCUGGGAAAAUGAGGGACGGGGGAGGCUGUGGUCGUCAACUUCACGCGAAUGGCAUCAAGUUGGGACUUGAUACUGAUGAUCAUGUGCUGUGUAGCUUGAUUGAUAUGUAUGGAAAAUAUGGGUUGGUAAUGGAUGGGAGGACAGUGUUUGACAUGGUUAGUGAUAAAAGAAAUGUUGCCUUGUGGAAUGCACUGCUUAAUGGUUGCAUAAAACAUGGUUUUUCCGUUGAAGGUAUUAAGAUUAUUAAAGAGAUGAAGAGAGCUGGGUUACGACCUCAUGAAUCAUUUGUAAAUGAAGUGUUGUUGCUUUGUGGAAGCAGUAAACGUCUGGCUGAUGAGAUUGGUAUGUAAGAUUUGGAACAUCAUAGAC